GGGGGCUAUCGCAUCAAAUUGAUCUGAGCGCGGGUCCGUGAGGCCGCCCCGGCCGUCAGGUGCAGAUCUCCCACAGCCGCCGCCCGAUGAGCGCGGGGGCUUUAGCCGAGAGGCUGCAGAGGCUGCACGGCGGUUGCAGCCGCAGUGGGGUUCGCGCAGGAGAGGAGCGCACGCAGUGCGCAGCGGCUCGUGCUGCAUCAGGCAGCCACGCAGGGCAUGUGGAGCGGUGCGUGCAUGUCGUGCAGACGGGAGCGAGGGCAGCGUCGAGGCAGAACUUUCCCCGGCAGAGCCUCUUGGCCCAAGCGAGGCGCAGAGCGUAGGCAGCGCACUGCACGGCAUUGGGCGUAUCCCGACGAUCGCCGGAUGGAGCCAUGCCUCCGCGCGGCUGGGGUGCGUUCUGCUCUGCACCUCGUCGCAGCCUUCUCAGCACCAUUUGCGAGCCGGCACCGCGGGUCGGGGAUCCAUUCGCGGCAGCGGCGGGGACGGGGCAGCAUCGCAGGUGCCUCGGCCCCAGGGCGCACCGUCCGACAGCUCGCAGCAUCGGCAGGCACGAGGGCGGCGCAACGCGGAGGCGGUGCAGAUUCAACCUUGUGGCCCGGCCGCCGGAGCGUCUGCUGAGGCUGCUGCUGUGCCUCCUGGGUGAGCGUGUCGCUAGAUGCAGUCGAUGCCAGCGGAAUUCCGCUGCAUACGGCAGCGCUCUCGCCUCUGGCCCUCGGCCCCGGCGCCGGCGUCCGCGCACACGGCGCUAUUGUGAUCGGGCAAUUUCGCAGCGGCGGAGCAGCCGCAGUCCGGCGCUUGGGCGGCACCCGUCGCGCAACAAGCCCCCGUCGUGCCGUCGGGUGCGCAUGGCAGCACCGUCACGCCUCCGAGCGCGCCUUACCGGUGGGAACGGCGCUAGUGCGUGUGCCGUCCUCGCCGGACGCGCGUGCUGCUGCUCCGGCCACUCGAGCACGCAGCGGCGCACACCCCAGUGCUGCAUCUGGCAGGCGCACGACGACGAGAAGUGAUUGCACAACGGCUCCGGGGCCGCUCGCCUGCGGCUGCGCACCGCGGCGACGGCGCAGAGGCGCUGCACGCCGCUGGUCCAGGGAGGUCGCGGCAGACGCGGCGCCGUUUCAG
Tilletiopsis washingtonensis is the source of this 1119-nucleotide messenger RNA. RefSeq lists its product as hypothetical. The coding region runs from base 372 to 1007 and encodes 211 amino acids. NCBI's taxonomy places the organism in Eukaryota, Fungi, Basidiomycota, Exobasidiomycetes, Entylomatales. The transcript has a single exon. The record is from RefSeq and is a predicted model, not a curated record.